Candidula unifasciata is the source of this 1354-nucleotide messenger RNA. The record is from the annotation of a GenBank genome assembly. Lineage: Eukaryota; Metazoa; Mollusca; Gastropoda; Stylommatophora; Geomitridae.
AUGUCAGUAACACAGCUUAUUCAUUCACUCAUUCACUCAACCACUCACUCACACCCUUUCACUGUUGUCACCAACAGACUGAAUGACAUCAUCCUGAGAGUCAACAACGUGGAUGUCAGCAACACCACUCACGCUGCUGCUGUGGACGCUCUCAAACACGCUGGCAGGAAAGUUGUUUUGUACGCGAAGCGUUUGAAGACUCCCUCAGAGACUGUUAUGGAGGUAGAGCUGGUGAAAGGCAACAAGGGCUUGGGUUUCAGCAUCGCGGGAGGCAAGGGCAACCAGCACAUCCCCGGUGACAACGGCAUCUUCAUCACCAAGAUCAUCGAUGGAGGAGCUGCAGAGCAGGACGGCAGGCUGGCUGUUAUGGACAGGCUAAUUGCUGUGAAUGAGCACAACCUGGAGAAUGUCACGCACGAGGAAGCCGUGCAGGCGCUGAAGAGUACAAAGGAUGUAGUCAGGCUGAUCAUUGCCAAGCCUGCCUACCUUCCAGAGCAGCUGAAUGAGUCCAUAGGCAGCCUCUCCCAUUCCACCUCCCACGGGGCCUCCACCUUCCGACCGUCCACACCCACAGCACCAAAGUCUAAUGCUUCUGAUGAUGAGGAGUUUCCAGCGGAGCCACGCAAGAUCGUAUUGAAGAAAGGGUCAACUGGACUAGGGUUCAACAUUGUGGGAGGCGAGGAUGGUGAAGGGAUCUUUGUGUCCUUCAUCCUGGCUGGAGGACCUGCCGACCUCUCAGGGGAGUUACGCCGUGGAGACCAGAUCCUUUCUGUAAAUGGAACCGAUUUAAGGCAUGCAACACACGAGGAGGCUGCACAGACCCUCAAACGAGCUGGGGACACUGUGGAAAUCGUGGCCCAGUACAGGCCAGAAGAUUACAACCGGUUUGAAGCCAAGAUCCAGGAUCUCAGGGAACAGAUGAUGAACACAAGUACAGGCAGCCUGAGAACCACGCAGAAGAAGACACUGUUUGUAAGAGCCCUGUUUGACUACGAUCCCAGCAAAGAUUCGGGUCUCCCUAGCAAAGGUCUGGCCUUCCAUUAUGGUGACAUUCUUCAUGUGACGAACGCCAGUGACGACGAGUGGUGGCAAGCCAAAAGAGUGACGACAGAGCGGGAUGACGAGAGUGUGGGAAUUAUUCCUAGUAAACAGCGGGUUGAGAGGAAAGAGCGAGCACGGUUGAAAAAUGUCAAGUUCACGGGCAAGAACAGUAGCAACACAGACAAGGCACCUUCCAUCUCAUCAUCAGCGGCAGCAAAUGACAGGAAGAAGAAGAACUUUUUGUUCACACGUCGUUUUCCAUUCAUGAAGAGCCGGGACCAAAGCGGAAGUGAAGAUGUUAGUGCUGAUGAAC